GCGCCCGGCCCAGCGGCGGCCGCCAAGAUGGCGGAGUACGUGCGGGUGCUGAGGCGGGCGCUGCAGCAGCUCGGGGGUCACGGCGGCCUCCGCGGCGUCCUCUGGCAGCUGCUCAGGGUCCAGGAUUUGAAGAUCGGUGCUCUAGUAGGUGUUGACAAAUAUGGAAACAAAUACUAUGAAGACAAAAAGAAUUUUUUUGGUCGACAUAGAUGGGUUCAAUAUACUACUGAAAUGAAUGGCAAAAAUACAUUCUGGGAAAUGGAUGGAAGCAUGGUGCCACCGGAAUGGCAUCGUUGGCUUCACUGCAUAACUGAAGACCCUCCAACUACUCAUCCACCAGCUGCUCGUAAAUUCAUUUGGGAGAACCACAAAUUCAAUCUGAGUGGCACUCCUGGGCAGUAUGUCCCUUUCUCUACAACACGUAAAAAGAUACAGGAGUGGAUCCCACCUACAACCGCUAACAAAUAAUUGAAAAGCCUGACUUGCCUAAAACUAGGUUCUCAAUGAAAACUGUACCUUGAUCGUUUGGUUGGUUUAAAAUAAAAGCCUCUGACAAAAGUAAAA
Emys orbicularis (European pond turtle) is the source of this 564-nucleotide messenger RNA. It is a transcript of the gene NDUFA12, whose product is annotated as NADH:ubiquinone oxidoreductase subunit A12. The transcript has 4 exons. Gene Ontology annotation, cellular component: membrane. The record is from RefSeq and is a predicted model, not a curated record. Gene Ontology annotation, biological process: mitochondrial respiratory chain complex I assembly; response to oxidative stress. Bases 28 to 468 code for a protein of 146 amino acids. Lineage: Eukaryota; Metazoa; Chordata; Testudines; Emydidae.